UCUGUUGGCAGGCACGCACUGUACUGUUAAAAUCACAAUGUCUUUCAAAUCAUAUGGAACAUGAGACCACCUAUUCUCGUACAAUAUAAUAUUCUAUAUUUGUGAGUAUAUAAAGAUAUCAUUAUACUUAAAAAUGUUUUGAAAAGAAAUAUUGUAAUGGUUUAAUUACCUCGUUGGGUAUUGAUUUCUCUUUUUAACAGCGGAAAUUGGGGCACCUACUAAUCAAUAUGUUUUUGUGUGAAUAUUUUGUAGGAUGUUUUAAAAUCUAACACUACAUUUGCGUAUCUCAUCUUAUUUAUAUUGAUUUAACUAUUAUUUAAGCAUGUGAAGCUACAAUGCUACUCAAAAGAGGAAAAAUGUUCAUAAUUUUUUCUGCACUUUUGGGUUUUGUAAUUGGGUCGAUCAGCGCAACUACAAUUAAUGAUACAGAAACUCUACAUACGGACUUAUUUCAAAAUUAUAACAAAAAUGUGCGUCCAAUAAACAAUCAGAGUGCAGCUAUGACUGUUACAAUAGCCCUUUAUAUCAAAUCCAUACAGGAAUUUGAUGAAGUGAAUGAAAAGUUUUCAUUUGUGGCGGCUCUCCAGUUAGUUUGGACAGACGAAAAAUUGAUGUGGAACCCCAGUCAGUAUGGUGGACUUGAGCUGAUAACGGUAUCCUACAACGACGUCUGGGUCCCGGAACUGACUUUAUCAAGCCCGUCUGCAAGGGGUACAACAAUCGGCAAAUCUUCCGACAGAAUUCGUAUACAUGACUUUGGCGAAAUUGAAUGGAUGCCAGCAAAUCUCAUUGAGAGCACGUGCAGCGUUAACGCAAAAAAGUUCCCGUUCGACACUCAGAGCUGUUCAACUAGUUUUACGUCUUUGGGUUAUAAAAGCAACGAAGUUACUCUUAAAGCAGGACUGUCAACGAUUGCCUUUAACGUUUAUUCUCCCAAUGCAUUGUGGGACGUGACUGGAUCGGAAGCUAAGACGGAAAUAUUAGGUACUGGUAAAGAGUCUGAAAUUACGUUCACUAUGCAUUUGAAAAGAAAACCAGCUUUUGCUGUAAUAAACGUCAUAUUGCCAAUUUUGGUUCUCAGCUUGUUAAAUGUGCUGGUUUUUGUUCUAGUGCCGGAAUCAGGAGAGCGUAUAGGGUACUGUAUCACAACUCUGCUAGCCAUCGCCGUGUAUAUGACCAUUGUGAGUGACUUGUUGCCGCAGACAGCUGAGCCAGUACCUCUUAUUUCAUAUAAAUUGAUGAUUGACAUGAUCAUAAGCGCACUGAUUGUUUUAGUCACCAUUGUGAAUAUGCGUCUGCACUCCAAAGAUGAUGCUGACAUUGUUCCGGGGUGGCUGAAUUCGGUUUACAUAGCUUUAAGCUGUACACGGAGAAAGAUACAUCCAAAUGAAGACGCUGAAGAAAUUCCAAGAAGAAACAAUAUAUUGAUCGAAAAGGAACAUUUAGCUAAAGAGAAAACAAAACGUGACUUUGAUCAGGCAAGUAAAUCAGAGAACAAAGAAACGGACAAUCCGGUCACGUGGAAGAAAAUAAGCUACAUGGUUGAUUGGCUCGCUCUUAUAACGUUCACAUUUGCUUCUCUGCUGAACAUGAUAGUGUUCAUCGGAAUAGCAAAGUCGUGAAGCAGUGCCAAACAGUGUACAUAAUUAUUUUUUUUCGGAAAAGACGUUGGUGUGAAAUUGUACAAGGACAGGAAAUAUGCUGGUCAUUUUUUUUCCCUGGUAGAUCUUAAAGUAUUCUGAUAUGUUUUAAAGGAAUCUCGCACUACCUUACCAUAUCUGUUUUGCAUCAGACAUGAUCGCCUCGGCAUUAUAACAAUAAAACCGCAUCAUUUGUUAAGUUUUACAUUUUCUUUUGAAAGACGAGAAUGGUACAUGGAUAAAGGAUAAAUGAUAGGUUUAAUUUGAUUAUCAUGUCCUUGUUCCUUAUCUUGAGAAUAUAAUACUCAGUUUCAUCUAUUAUGGACUUCAUAUGCAAUGCAUGGUGAUGGAUAUUCCUUAAAAUGUGAGUCAAUUGAAAAUAUGUUCUGAAGUAUAUGCUAUUACUAGUAUCUGGAUAAUGUCAGCUUUUUUUUCUUACUUCAUUCGCACUCACCUGUAACUAUUUUGAAAUAAAGGCUGUCUGUAUUUUCCUAA
This is a messenger RNA of Mercenaria mercenaria, 2135 nucleotides long. Its product is annotated as acetylcholine receptor subunit alpha-type unc-38-like. Gene Ontology annotation, biological process: chemical synaptic transmission; monoatomic ion transmembrane transport; nervous system process. Gene Ontology annotation, cellular component: synapse; membrane; neuron projection. Lineage: Eukaryota; Metazoa; Mollusca; Bivalvia; Venerida; Veneridae. The transcript has a single exon. The record is from RefSeq and is a predicted model, not a curated record. Bases 336 to 1622 code for a protein of 428 amino acids. Gene Ontology annotation, molecular function: neurotransmitter receptor activity; transmembrane signaling receptor activity; extracellular ligand-gated monoatomic ion channel activity.